CGGGCGCCGGGCGCGGAGGCGGAGCCUGGGCGCAGGGGGCCCCGCGCGGCGGCGGGGCGCCCGCCCGAAGGGGAGGCGGGGCCGCUACUAAAGCCCGAGUCUGCCGGCCGCGAGCAGCCUGGGGAGGGACGCGGGCGGGGACAGAGCUCGGCGCGCUCGCUGCUGCUGGAGGGUGAUGGCCCUGCGAGGCUGCAGGCUCCGACCUUACCCGGAGUCGGCGGCGAGAGGUUCGCGGGGGCGCGAGGUUCCGGGCGAGCGCUGAGCGCGGGCUUCUACCAUCCCCGGGUCCUUGCACAUUCUACGUCCACAGACGAAGGCGAGGAUCCGCUCUCGGUUUGGCUGCCCGUCGUCCUCCAGAUCAUGUCCGCGGCUCCCGGGACUCCGCGCGGAAAAAGCAGUUUGGCCGGAGUGGAACCAAUGACCUUUCCAAGCUGUGCGCCUCACUGCCUGGACCAGAGGCUGGGCCGGGCCAUCGAUUUGGCACCCCUGGCUGCUAAAAAGGGGGCUGGCGGUGGGAGAAGGCGGGCCUGCUCUGAAAGCAGGGGCAAGCACAGGAACGGCGGCAGGGCCGCGGGCUCGGGCGCGGCGGUAGGAGCCGUUCCGGCUGAGUCGGGCCCUCAAGCCCGGGUCCGACCCACGACGUACCGUCUCCGGGGACCUCGGAGGCUCGGAUUCUCUCCGCGUGCCGUUGUCCUGGGUUUUCGCCGGAGCCCCACGCCCACCCGCCUCUGA
Messenger RNA from Rangifer tarandus platyrhynchus (Svalbard reindeer), 732 nucleotides. The record is from the annotation of a GenBank genome assembly. Lineage: Eukaryota; Metazoa; Chordata; Mammalia; Artiodactyla; Cervidae.